AUGACUACUCAGUGCAACCGAGGAGGCGGAAAGUGGCAAAUGGCCCAGUCGAGCUCCAUCUACAGGCAUUCAACAGUGACAUAUUUCGUGUCCACAUUUGCGAUUUCUUGGGGUGGUAUACUUGCCGUUGUCGGAUGGGAAGGGUUUCCCGGCACACAAGAACAAGUCAGCUUGUUACUCCCGUGGGUUGUUCUGGUUAUGCUGGCAGGUCCCAGUUUGAUCGGGGUGUUAAUGAUAUAUCUCGUUUACGGGAAAGUCGGAUUUCAAAGGCUGGUUUCCAGCCUUGUACCCCGAGGUCAUUCAGGGGUCGGCUGGUGGGCUGUAGCGUUUCUGCUUGCUCCACUGUCGAUUGCUACCGUUCUCACGGUAUUGUCAUUGGUCGACUCGAUGUUCCGGCCAGUCAUCUUCACUUCUGAUGAUAAAGCUAGCACUCUUGUCCUGGCUUUCGCCUAUGCACUUGCCGCCGGCUUCUUCGAGGAACUCGGGUGGACUGCGUUCGCAGUGAGGGAGCUGAGAUCCAGGCACAGCAUCCUUGCAACCGGACUCAUAGUUGGAGGUCUAUGGGGAGCUUGGCAUUUGAUUGUAGCAGUCUGGGGAAGUGGUAUGGAUGACGCAUCAGGUCGCUUCUCUGUGACUGCGUUCCUGCCACAAAUCCUUUUCUACGUUGCCGUGUUGCCGGGAUACAGGAUCCUCAUGGUCUGUAUAUACGAGCGAACAGCUAGCCUUGGCGCUGUAAUGGUAAUGCACGCAAGUCUUACAGCCAGUUUGCCGUUGGCCCUCGCGCCCUCAGCGACAGGUAUCCACCUGGCCAUAUCAUACUUUGUGCUGGCUAUCGUGCUAUGGGCCGCGAUUGCUUUUGGCAUUUCGAAAGGAUGCUUUGGCUCGUCAAUGAAGGAGCAAAAGGUCGCAUGUUGUGGGAUGCUACUAUGUGGAUUCUUGUCAACUGUAAUCUACAUGGUGCCAGUAGUGGUUCCAGUUACAGGGUGGAAGAGCUACGGCCGUACUUGGCGAACCAUUAGCGAGCUGAAUGCCCUUGAUUCUCUCACCAGAGCCCUGGUUGGCCCGUUGUUUGUCGCCUGCAGUCUACUCACCAUUGUCUUUGGGAUUGGGAUUAUCAGCACAGCUGGGGGAAACUUGCCCUUACGCCGCGCAGCCAUCGGACUCCUAGGAAAAGAGGUCGUUGGGACAGUCGUGACAUUAUUCUCUCUGAUGCACUUGAGAGCCGUCAAAACAAGUUCUACGGUUACGUUGCAUGGGCCACUCACACUUGUGGGAUUUCCAUUCAUACUGCUCGCUGUAGGCGCCGGGGCCAGCGCAUUUGGAAUUACAUUCCGGGUGUAUUCGUUGGUAACAAUUGCACUUCUCAGUUUCGGCGGAUGCUUGGCGGCGAUGGACACUCCAAAGCUUGCGGCAAAUAUAUCGGCAUCGUGGAUAGGAGUUUCAGAGCGAGUAAGUGUAGCGGCAUAUCCACUUUGGGCCGCUGUAUUGUCCGUAACACUGAUGAGGGAUAUGUGGAGGGGGUACGCCUCAGAGCUGGGAAGUACUUCUACCAUGAGUAAACGCGACCUGUGA
Messenger RNA from Exophiala aquamarina CBS 119918, 1572 nucleotides. RefSeq lists its product as uncharacterized. Lineage: Eukaryota; Fungi; Ascomycota; Eurotiomycetes; Chaetothyriales; Herpotrichiellaceae. The coding region runs from base 1 to 1572 and encodes 523 amino acids. The record is from RefSeq and is a predicted model, not a curated record. Gene Ontology annotation, molecular function: metalloendopeptidase activity. The transcript has 2 exons. Gene Ontology annotation, biological process: CAAX-box protein processing. Gene Ontology annotation, cellular component: membrane.